AUGGCCGUGUAAAUAUAUAAUUGACAUGGUUUAUAAUGUCUAGUUUACAUUAUAUCGGUCAGCUCUCUCUGGAAUCCUUUAACCGACAGGUUAUUGAAGCAACAAUUGACAAGUGCUCUAAAACACACAAUCCAAGAGUAUUAGAGGCAAUAAAACAGACUUGGAUUGAAAAUUUAAACAAAAGGCUUAAUUCGGUAAAAUAUCAAUCGAAAAAACGUCAUUCUAAACUAUCGAAAUCGGUUAGAGAAGUUUUAGAAGAGAAUAAGGAAUCAGAGAAGCCUGAAACAUCUGAAGAUGAGUUUUUGGAUGCGGAUGUCGUUUUAGCAAAACAAUCUUCUCCCUCAGUGUCACCAAUUUUGAGACCAACAAAUCCAGUCUCAACAGAGUCGCCAAAAAAUAAUAAAGAUUCAUCAAACUUAGAAAAAGCUGGUGAUAAUUCCGAAAAGGAUAACCCGGAUACGGAUAUUAGUAUCUCUGACAUUAGUGAUUUGGACGACGAGGAACCUGAGACUGAUGACUUGGUUAUAGGAAUGUUAGAUAAGGUUACCAGACCAAGUAGUAAGAAGUUUGGACCUCCUUUAUGGAAACUUAAGUUAAAAUAUGGAAUUAUGCAGAUUAAUAAUGUCGAGAUUCCAUUUGACACACUUGAGGGUGAAUUCGAGUUUUAAGUUAUUUUAUCUCAUUUUUAAUGAUUUAAUUUUUUAAUAAUUU
Molecule: messenger RNA, 711 nt
Organism: Theileria parva strain Muguga
Lineage: Eukaryota; Apicomplexa; Aconoidasida; Piroplasmida; Theileriidae
Product: transcription factor IIA alpha/beta subunit
Exons: 7
Coding region: 36-668 (210 amino acids)
Biological process (GO): transcription initiation at RNA polymerase II promoter
Cellular component (GO): transcription factor TFIIA complex
Source: RefSeq, a predicted model, not a curated record